AAAAAUAACCAUGUCGGAAUCCGACAAGAUGACGAUCACGUGUGGUAAGAAAACCAACAACCCGUUCUUUAACUUCCUAAGAUGCUAUCGGACAAGAGCUGACAGGCAGCACAGAUCAGCAGUGGAAAACGCGGUGAGCGGAGCUCGCGAAUGGAAUAAAAUGACCGAAGAGCAACGUAAACCAUUCGUCGAGAUGGCCGCACCGUUUCUGAAACCAGAGGCUGAGCUCAAGUAUCCUCGUAGACCAUCGGUUGGCCGUAAAAGCAGACGUCGUCGAAGACGUACCGCCAAAAGAUCGACAACUCGACGUAGAAGUACUCGGCGAAGAUCAACCGCUCGUACCAAGAGAUCGACUGCCGGUCGUGCUCGAAGCCGAAGUAGACGUCGAACGGUGAAAUCGAGAGCGACGAGCAGAAGGCGUAAAACCAAGACUACGAGGAGUAGAACCAGAAAGACGACGACAAAGCGAAGGACCCGAUCGAGAGGUAGCAGAUCGCGUAGUCGAGCUGGUACUAAAAGGAGAACUCAAGCGUGCCCUAAACCGUUCAUCGAUCAGCAACAGGCAGCGGCUGGAGUUGACGACAAAAGCGAUUUGAGAAGGACAUCGAUGCAACCUCCGACUUGCCCCAGGCCAGCGUGCCAGAUGCCGCCUCCGACACCGCACACAUCGGCUACGGUAACACCUCAGUCGGCCAAUAGGACGUCUUGCGAUCUCAGAAAUAUGCUGACUAAGGAAUGCGAAACGUCUAAGCAGAACUCGCGCGAGGAAUGAUCGCUCGUGUCCUUGUUGCCUGCCUCCUCCUACCGAUUCGUCGUGCAGCGGAAGCUCCCGAAUACUCGUUAAUUGUAAUUGUGACCAAAUUGAUAAAAUUUUUCG
This is a messenger RNA of Planococcus citri (citrus mealybug), 877 nucleotides long. RefSeq names its product serine/arginine repetitive matrix protein 2-like. The coding region runs from base 11 to 772 and encodes 253 amino acids. NCBI's taxonomy places the organism in Eukaryota, Metazoa, Arthropoda, Insecta, Hemiptera, Pseudococcidae. The transcript is spliced from 2 exons. The record is from RefSeq and is a predicted model, not a curated record.